Messenger RNA from Didymosphaeria variabile, 639 nucleotides. RefSeq lists its product as uncharacterized. Lineage: Eukaryota; Fungi; Ascomycota; Dothideomycetes; Pleosporales; Didymosphaeriaceae. Gene Ontology annotation, molecular function: DNA-binding transcription factor activity, RNA polymerase II-specific; zinc ion binding. The transcript has 2 exons. Bases 1 to 639 code for a protein of 212 amino acids. The record is from RefSeq and is a predicted model, not a curated record. Gene Ontology annotation, biological process: regulation of DNA-templated transcription.
AUGACGCCGACUUCAUCGAUCGCCGACCAGCCUGCAAUCGAAGCCCGUAUUGCUCAGCUCGAGCAGUCCCAAUUCGAGCUCACCAAGACCACGAUGGACCUUACUAUGAAAGUCAUGGACAAAAACAACAAGAUCAUGCAGCUUAGUGGAAAGCUGCGCAACAAAGAUCUCAAUCUUCGCCGAUCUCAGAAGAAGAUCGCAGCAGUUCAGAAGCAGACGAAGAAGGUCGAACGCAGCCAGAAGAGGGACAUCAAGCGCCUCCAGAAAGCGACCAGCGCGUUGAAGGAGCAGCUGGAACUCAUCAAGGCCGAGGCUGCAAAGCCCGAGUCUGUCCAUGAUUCUAUUGCGCCAUGCUCGCCAUCAGCCGCCGAUACCGAACCUCCAGCACCGCGCAUUGUCACUUGCGUUCAGUGCUUCGAGCGUAGACGGAAGUGCGACAAGGGUGAACCUUGCCGACCUUGCGCAGACCGCAGGCUCGUCUGUGAGCGUAUGAAAUGCGACCACUUCGAGCCCGGCGCUUGUGUGAGGCUGAAUUGUGGAAGGUUGCACCAGGAUGAGAUGGAGAAGAUGGGGUACAAGCGUGUGGUCCCUAGUAGGCGCAUCCCCAAGCCGAAGCAAGUCUAUCAUCCGCAGGAGUAA